Trypanosoma conorhini is the source of this 1182-nucleotide messenger RNA. RefSeq lists its product as uncharacterized. NCBI's taxonomy places the organism in Eukaryota, Euglenozoa, Kinetoplastea, Trypanosomatida, Trypanosomatidae. Gene Ontology annotation, biological process: regulation of gene expression. Gene Ontology annotation, molecular function: nucleic acid binding. The record is from RefSeq and is a predicted model, not a curated record. The coding region runs from base 1 to 1182 and encodes 393 amino acids. The transcript has a single exon.
AUGUUUCGUCUCGCGGGGUGGCGACUGACCGCCAUCGUGGCUUCAGCGCCGCUGCUGCGGAAGAAGACGACGAAGACGACGAAGACGACGAAGACGACGACAACGACGACAGCCGACAAGACGCCGCAGGAGCCCACCGCUGCUCUCCCCGCGGCGCGGCGCAUCGGCACGGUCGUGUCGUUUAUGCACCGCCGCGGCUACGGCUUUCUCAGCGAGGCGGCGCCGCCCGCGGCAAAGAAGAAAGGCACCCGCAAGGCUGCCGCGGCCACGCCAGCGAACCCCGACGCAGCACCCGGGAGCAGUGCCUCGGCGCCCAUGUUCUUCUUCCCGCGCUCGUCGCUGGACGGCGGGUUCUAUCUGACGGAAGGGCAGACCGUGUCGUUUGACGUCCGCGUGAUGCCGCCUGGCAAAACGCUAAGCGCGCGUCUCGCGGCGGCGAAGUCUGACGCUGACGCUGACGCCGCCUCUGGCACUUCGGCAUCCGUCUCCACCGAGGCUUCCGGCGAAGCGGUAGACGGUGAACAGACGAAGCAGCUUUCCGUUGCCCACCACAUUCGCCUGUACGACGUCCGUAGCGGCAAGGAAAAGUCUGUGACGCCCAUCAUGCUCUCUGGCUACGUCGAGGGCUGGGAUCAGCUUGCCGGCACCGGCGUGAUUGCGGAGUUAGACCUCGGCGGUGGCCUGCACGACGACGCCCCCCGCUUUACCGUCAGGCUCGAGGACGUGGACCUCGGAGGGGGCGUGGAGUUGCGACGCGGCCGCUACGUGCGCUUCUGCCUUGAGGAUGGGGACCGCAAGGCUGCGCGGCGCGUCAUCAUCGACCGCGGCGCGGAGAGGCGGCACACAGACGACGCGGACUGUGCGCAUGAAGCCCGCUACUACGGCACCGUGCGGGAGAUUGUGGAGGGCCGCUUUGGUUUCAUCCUGCUCGACGACACCGGGGAGUCCGUCUUCUUUCACCUGAGCAACGCCGAGGGCGAGGGCGUGAAGCAGGGCGACACCGUCUCGUUUCUCAUGCGUGCGGUGACGCAGGGGAAGCACGCGGGGAAGCGGAGUUGCGUGCGGGUGCGGCGCUGCAGCGGGCGAGGCCCCGGCUUGCCGGCAGGGGCAGCCGCCAACGGGCCGCAGUCGCGGGCUGCGCCCGACCCCGACGACGAGGACGAGUUUGAGCUGCUGGACUGA